Beta vulgaris subsp. vulgaris (sugar beet) is the source of this 1293-nucleotide messenger RNA. RefSeq names its product peroxidase 42. Gene Ontology annotation, molecular function: peroxidase activity; heme binding. The transcript has 4 exons. The record is from RefSeq and is a predicted model, not a curated record. NCBI's taxonomy places the organism in Eukaryota, Viridiplantae, Streptophyta, Magnoliopsida, Caryophyllales, Amaranthaceae. Gene Ontology annotation, biological process: response to oxidative stress; hydrogen peroxide catabolic process. The coding region runs from base 8 to 1051 and encodes 347 amino acids.
UGGGUGUAUGAAAGUAAGGUACCAAACAAAAACAAAAACAAAAAUGGGAAUGGGAUCCAAAGCUUUCUUCUUUUUCUUCAUUGCUCUGGUAUUUUUUUUCUCAGCUACAUUUGCAGAAAAUGAUAAUGAGGAAGAAAAGGCAGUUGGGCUUGUUAUGAAUUAUUACAAGGACACUUGUCCUCAGGCUGAAGAUAUCAUCAAAGAACAAGUCAAACUCCUCUACAAACGCCACAAAAACACUGCUUUCUCUUGGCUUAGAAACAUCUUCCAUGACUGUGCUGUUGAGUCAUGUGAUGCAUCAUUGUUGCUGGACUCAACAAGGAGGAUAAUGUCAGAGAAGGAAAUGGACAGAAGUUUUGGACUAAGAAACUUUAGAUAUCUUGAAACCAUCAAAGAAGCUGUGGAAAGGGAGUGCCCUGGUGUUGUUUCUUGUUCUGAUAUUCUUGUAAUUUCUGCAAGAGAUGGUGUUGUUCAGCUAGGAGGGCCAUACAUUCCCCUGAAAACUGGAAGGAGAGAUGGAAGGAGAAGCAGAGCUGAGAUGUUGGAACAAUAUCUCCCAGACCACAAUGAGAGCAUGAGUAUGGUGCUUGAUAGGUUUAAGGGAAUUGGCAUUGACACCAAAGGAGUUGUUGCUUUGCUAGGAGCUCACAGUGUGGGAAGAACCCAUUGUACCAAGUUGGUGCAUAGGCUAUACCCGGAAGUUGACCCGGCCUUGAACCCGGAACACGUACCCCACAUGCUCAAGAAAUGCUAUGACCCGAUCCCAGACCCGAAGGCGGUCCAAUAUGUGCGAAAUGACAGAGGUACCCCUAUGAUUUUUGACAACAACUACUACAGGAACAUAUUGGACAACAAGGGUUUACUCAUUGUGGAUCACCAACUAGCCACAGACAAGAGGACUAGACCAUAUGUGGUUAAAAUGGCUAAAAAUCAAGACUAUUUCUUCAAGGAAUUUUCUAGGGCAAUCACUAUUUUGUCUGAGAACAACCCACUUACUGGUACCAAGGGUGAGAUUAGGAGACAAUGCAAUGUUGUAAACAAGCUUCACUAGAUCACUAACAAAUAUAUUAAUCCUUACUAUAUGGAUUAAUAUUAGUUUGAUGUAUGUGUUAACUAAGCAUUAGAAUAAGAGGGUGUUUUAUCAGUUUACUUCUAUAAUGGCAUGGUGACCUUAAUGAUUGCACAUGCCAUUGCAAGUUUUUUAUGCUUUCAAUGCAAUGAGUGUAGUAUGUAUUUGUAUAAUGUAUGGAUGAAGCAAGCUCAUUUGUAAAAUUCAUCGCUGUCUUUGUCAUA